AUGAAGGAUAUAUGGAAUCUUCCUAAUAUUGUACACUUGAAAGUAAGUGAGGAGAAAGGACGUUGUAUUAUUGCAAAUAGAGAUAUUAAAGCUGGUGAAGUAAUUUGGCUUGAAUAUCCUUUUAUAUACAUUGUAUUUGAAGAAUUCCUCGAUAGUGUCUGUGAUACCUGCCUUAAAUAUAUUGGUACUGAAAAAGUGGUUAAUAUAAUAGUUUGUAAUGGAUGUAGUGUUGUAAAAUACUGUUCUAAUAUAUGCAAGUCCAAUUCUGAAGGAAUACAUAAAUUUGAAUGUAAACUUAUGAAGAAUAAAUUCAAAGAUAUUUCAGAAAAAUGUGGAGUCACUUUUGAUAGAGUAAGAAUCUUAUCUAGAUUUAUUAUUGUUAAUUUAUUCUCUAAAAGUAAUUUUGGAAUAUUUAGUAAUAUUAAACAUGAAAACAAACUUCUUUAUUCUUCAUAUGAACAUGUUAAAACAUUAGUAUCACAUAUAUCUGAAUUUUGUCAAGAAAGAAAAAGUAUAUAUUUAAGUUUAGCCUCUGAGUUACUUAAUAUUUUUGAAAAUUCACAAUAUCAUAAGACAUUUGGAUCAGAUCAUCAUGAAAUAGGAGCCUCCUCUAUAUCUCUUUCUAUAAUGGAUUUAGUAGAAAUAUUAUGUAUAAUUGAUAGUAAUAGUUUUGGUAUUCCAAUAUUUGCAUCAAGUUAUUAUUCAUACUAUUAUGACAAUAUUCUUAAAAACUCCAAUUCUUCUUUUGAAAAUCCAUCUAAUUCUUUGCAGUUAUCUUCAAUACUAUUAAGUCCAAAUAUCACUGCCUGGGGUCUAUUCCCUUAUGCAAGCUUAAUAAAUCAUAGUUGUGAACCAAACUGUUCAUAUCUAGGAAAUGAUGAAAGUACUAGAUAUCCAUAUAUAGAAAUUAGAAGUACAACCAAUAUACCAAAAGGUGAUGAGAUCACAAUUUCUUAUAUUGAACUUUAUGAAUCAAGAAAGCAAAGAAUAUCCCAACUUUAUAAAACAAAAUAUUUUAUAUGUAGAUGUACUCGAUGCAAACAAGAUCUUUAUAAAUCUAUGGAUUAUUUUAUUGAGGGAAUACUAUGCUAUAACUGUGCCAAAUUAAAAAAUCAAAAAGUCUUAUUAAAAUGUAUAUCAUCAAAUUUCUAUGAUAUAUUGAAGAAUCAAGACCAUAAUCAAUGUAUUUCAAUUUUAGAACAAGAAUCUGAUCUAAUAUCAAUAAUUGCUGCUCAGUAUAAAUGUACUAAUUGUCAACUAAUUUAUAAUGGUUCUGAGAUUGCAAAUAUUAUCAAGAAUAUUGAAGACAUUAUAGAUGAAUCAAGUUUGCUUAAUAAUGAACAUGGAGAUGUUCAUAGAGCUAUAGAACUUUUGAGAUCAGCUUUAGAUAAUUAUCUAUUAAAAAAUACUCAAAUACAUUAUCUCCACUAUUUAAUAUAUAGAUGCUGCAAGUUAUUAGGUUUUUGGAGUGUUAUAAUAAAGGAAUGGGGGUAUGUAGAACAUUAUAUUGGACAGAUGAUUAAAUGCAAUAUUGCUAUUUUCAAGAACAAAAAUAAUUUGGACAUUUCCAACCUUUAUGCAGCGAGAGCUAUUGCACUUGAGAAUUUAGGUAGUAUAUCUGAGGCACAAAAGUCAUGGAAUUCAUGUCUUGCUAUUCGUGAAAUAUGCUGUGGAUGUGAACAUUCACUUUAUCGAUUUGUAGCUAAAAGAUUACAUAAUUAA
Cryptosporidium muris RN66 is the source of this 1722-nucleotide messenger RNA. Its product is annotated as SET domain-containing protein. Lineage: Eukaryota; Apicomplexa; Conoidasida; Eucoccidiorida; Cryptosporidiidae. The transcript has a single exon. The coding region runs from base 1 to 1722 and encodes 573 amino acids. Gene Ontology annotation, molecular function: protein binding. The record is from RefSeq and is a predicted model, not a curated record.